Penicillium concentricum is the source of this 240-nucleotide messenger RNA. RefSeq lists its product as uncharacterized. NCBI's taxonomy places the organism in Eukaryota, Fungi, Ascomycota, Eurotiomycetes, Eurotiales, Aspergillaceae. The record is from RefSeq and is a predicted model, not a curated record. The transcript has a single exon. Bases 1 to 240 code for a protein of 79 amino acids.
AUGUUGCUGAAGUUUGGGACAUUCAUUGUAUUCCAAGGGGCAGAUGGACCUGACCAGUCAAUCUAUGAGGCAAUCGCCGUCAAUGGAGGAGCGCUGAAAGAUUUGUAUGGAGACGCCGAGGAAGAGGAAAAGCCCAAGUUGUACACCCAAGUUGUACAAAGAACUAGCCCGUUACGUUCUGGCUCAUGCGAAGAAGGGUAUGGACGAUUUGAUCAGUGCCGUGCAAUGAAUUUUACAUAG